AAAUCCACCAUGACCUCCUGCCCAGAUUAUUACAUCAGUUUUCUGCCUGGUUUCUCUGCUUCUAUUCCCGACCAUUAUUAAUCCAGUUACCAAUGUGAUUGAUUUAAAACUUUAAGUCAGAUCAAAAUCUUCCCAUUCCAUGGAGAAUAAAAACCAAAGUCUUCACAAUAGCCUAUAAGAGUCUACCUCAUCUGGCCCCUGUUCCUUGUCUGACCUCAUUUCUGAUCUCUGAAGCCCCUCACUCACUCGCCUCUAGCCACCUGUUUCUCAAAUGUCCCAAGCACAUCCCUGCCUCGGGAGCUUUGUACGGCUGUUCUCUGUGCUUCAACCCCUCUUCCCUCAAUUAUGCACCUGGCCCAUUUCCUCUCUUACCUCAGGUCUCUGCUCAGAAAUCACUUCAGUGAUGCCUUCCCUGACCAUCCUAUUUAAAAGUUAUGCUCCACCCUGGCAACCCUAUCUUCCUGAGCCUGUUUUCUCCAAAGCACCUAUCAUGAUCUGACUUACAACUAGAAUAUAAGCUCUGUGAAGACAGGGGCUUUCUCUAUGGUGUCACACCUCUAUUCUAGCACACAGUUCCUGGUGUGGGUACUGAAAAAAUGAUUGCUGGAUGAAUGAAUGAAGUCUCUUGGACUUGGGAGGCUGCUGUAGCAUGGAGGGAAAGAUUCCUAGAUGAAUCAGAAGAUCUGGGUUUGAAUUUGAUUACUGUACUAGGAAAUAGACAUGAUGCCCAGCUUUGCUACUGUAUACUAUAAUUAGUUAAAUUAUUUAACCUUUAAGAGCCUCAGUUUUCUCAUCUAUAAAAUGGUAAUAAGAACAUGCUUGAUUCACAGAGCCAAUGUGUGAAUGAAAAUGUUACACAAAUGUAAUACUGUCAGACUUCUGUAACUGAUCACAUAUGUUAAAUGUUGAAUUAAUUUAACAUUUCUAUAUAAUAGUUUAUUCUUAGAAGAUUUAUUUACUCUGGGAACCAAAAGGACGCCUUGGAUUAUAAUAACUAUUUUAAAUUGUCUUUCUCUAGGGAUUAUAAUUAUAAUCUCUAGGGAUUAUAAUUGUUUAUAUAUAAAUUGUACAUAUUAGUAUCCUAUAAACUUUAACUUUUGGGUGUUAUGGUCAACAUUAUUUUUGCUUUCUAGUCUGAGGUAUUAUCAACUCUCUUCUAAAUAGGGGGAGAUGAGACUUGUUGUCUGGAGGUCUUUGAUACUGUUAUUUGGCUCUGGAAUUGUCCAGAGCCAAAUAACACAAGCCAGGUUCCUCAGUUUACAUAAAAUGUCAAGAAAGAUAGUCACCUCCUUGAAGGCAGGCAGUUAUCUAUAGAUCCUGCUCCACAUUUAGCACAAUAUCUUGUAUACAAUAAAGACCUAAUAAAUAUUUGCUAACUAAGUAAGUCAAAGAACAGAUUACAAUAGGUAGAAAUCAAAGCACAAAGUGAAAGAGAGAAAGCAGAGAACAUUGGUGAGCUAAUUAACAGGCUUAUUUCCCUUUUAUUUUCUCAUCAGUCCUAUAACCAUUCUAGAGGCCAAGGACCUGAGGUGGCCAAUCUGCACAAUCCUUUGUGAUCCAAGCUCAGGGAUCUGCCCUGGAGUGGUACACCCUUGGUCAGGGUGGAAUCAGAUAGGAGACACUAGGGCAGAUACCUGAGACGUGGCAGGUUAGGCGAAGGGAGGUCUGUGAACCUAGACUUGCCCCACACCAGGGUCAUUAUGCCCUGAGCAAACCCUGCUCCUUCCAGCACCCACUCUGUAGGCAGAAACCCAGACACCCUGCUCUUCCAGGACAGCAGGGGGCGCCUCAGGCCUCAGUUCCUCCCACAGGUCCUGUAGCUGCACUUUUCAACUCUGGUCCCUUCAGUAUCCGGCAGGGGGUGAAGACCAAACAAGAGGAGGGGGUUAAGCAGAGGAGUCCACCUAGGAGGAGAGGUUGGUUCUGCCCCCUUCUUCAGCUGCUCCAGCUAGCCUCUCUCUGGAAGCCUGAGUCCAAAAAGCAGAAGUGCUGACCCUGAAGACAGAGACAUGGGCUCUGCUGGCAUUGCCUUCAUGCUGUUUCUUCUGCUGGGGAUCUCAGGUGAAGCCUUGAGGUUAGGCGCAGAUGAGGAAGAAACAGAGAAUCUCUUGGAGUCAAUCUGUGGGCGGCCCACAGCCUCAUAUGGCAUCUCCUCAGGCCAGAAAGCCAAUGUGGGGCAGUGGCCCUGGCAGGUCAGUGUCCGCCAAGGCUUGCUCCAUGUCUGCUCGGCCACCCUCAUCUCAGAGCAGUGGGUGCUGACAGUGGCAAGCUGCUUCCGGUUGAAGGAUACCAGAAAGUACAAUGUAUUGGUGGGGUCACUUCAGAUCUUUGGUCACCCAAACUCCAAAAUGACUGUAAUACCUGUGUCCCGGAUUAUCCGCCACCCAGACUUCCAAGGAAACACAUCUAAUGCCAUCGCUGUGGUAGAACUGGCCUACCCAGUUUCUUUUAGCCCUGUUGUUCUGCCCAUCUGCCUCCCCUCAUCUGAAAUCCAACUGAAGAACACAACCUCUUGCUGGGUGAUUGCAUGGGGCUAUUCUAGAACAUAUCAACAUAUCAAGCCUUCUUAUACAUUGAAGGAACUAAAAGUGCCCCUCAUUGACCUCCAGACAUGCAGUGACUACUAUCAAAAUGAAAGCUUGUUGCAUGGAGUUAAACCCGUCAUCAGUGAAGCCAUGAUCUGUACCAAGCUCCCCAUGGGGCAGAUGGAUCAGUGUAUCGGCCAUAGAGGAGAUCCCCUGAUGUGUCAAGUUGAGGAUUUCUGGGUCCUGGCAGGAGUGGUGAGCUGGGGAUCAAAUUGCAUCCGAAUCAAUCAGCCUGGAAUAUAUACAAAUGUCAGUUUCUACAGGUCUUGGAUUGAUAAGUCAGCUAUCUCAUUUACUGGGCUUUCUGCUACACCCUAUCUGGGCCUCUCUGGGCUCCUACCUAAUAUGCUUCUGCCUCUGUUUUUCCUGGGGCUGCUCUAACUGGCUGAGGUCAGUUAGGGUGAAAGGACAGUUGAGAAUGAAGAAGAAAGGAAAAAUUCCAGACUUGAGGAUUUUGAAAAGAGAUUUUAAAGAGUCAGCAAGACAGAAACAGUUCCAAUGCCCCAUAAGCCUAAUCUGCUUGUCAUCUUUUUUCCUCUAGUUCAACCUAGAAAGUAAGAUCCCUAGAAUGAAUAAAAUUGGUUAAUGCUAACCAUUAGUUCACAUAUUUAUUCUUUUGAUGAAAGUGGAAAUAGAGCCUGGGAAAAUAUACAAACACAGAAUUUCAUGGCUGAAAGGAAUCUACAAAUCACCUGGCUCAACAAAUU
Microcebus murinus (gray mouse lemur) is the source of this 3292-nucleotide messenger RNA. The record is from RefSeq and is a predicted model, not a curated record. NCBI's taxonomy places the organism in Eukaryota, Metazoa, Chordata, Mammalia, Primates, Cheirogaleidae.